Molecule: messenger RNA, 4736 nt
Organism: Dermacentor albipictus
Lineage: Eukaryota; Metazoa; Arthropoda; Arachnida; Ixodida; Ixodidae
Source: RefSeq, a predicted model, not a curated record
UCUGUUAUUUUUCUCUUCUUAGCCCUUGGGAAUCUAUUCGCUGUCUGUUUGUCGGUUACCGGUGAACCAGCGGUCGAGCCAGCGGGCGAACCAGCGGCAUUCUAGUUCAGCAAGGGGCUGACGCGAAGCAAGCGUUGGUAUUUCCUUGCGUUGAGCGUUUUGCGCCGCUUCAGCGUUCAGGACGCGUCCCAGCGUGUCCAGCGUGCCCGGCGUGGCGUUUGUGGAGUCCACGCCGAGAUCACAUUUUCGCGACGGAGAUGGACCAUCCAGAACGUACUACGAUGCCUUCACGAUUCCUGAGGAACCGCUUUGCUGCUGCUGACGCCGGAUUCUGACAGGACGCUACUAGCGUUCGCGUCAGCGCCACGUCUUGCUGAGCAACGCGUUCCGUCGCCAUUACGAGGGCAUCUUGGCGACGAGGAAUCGUUUUGCAUCGUGGCCACAUGUGAUGCACGAAACAGUGUGGCUCCCGCUAAUGUGCCCUGUGUGACGUCGAGUUCAACAAAGCACCGGAGAAGCAUCUACACAGAAGUAUUCGCCACAUAAACUGCAGUACUGCUGCCAAGUCACGAAUGGCUUGUGUGUUAUCAGCGUGACACAGCAUUCUUGACAGGAAAGCAGCGAGCGACGAGCUUUCAAGAAAGGAAAUGCAAGCAAGGCAGAUGACGACUGUUGUGGGACAAGAUAAGCCCCAAAGGGUGAAACGGGCAACCGUAGAGGCCCUCUACAUGUUAGAGGCCUCCAUAAACUGGUGAAGAUAUGGAGACGAGCGGGCUGCAAAUAUUGAAUAAUUGAAAUUCGCUUAAGCACGACAGUGGGAAUAUUCGACAAAAUGCUCAACAGCGUCAUAGAAACUGAAAAGGGGUCUUCUAGGCGCGCCCGUCAAGCUGACAAGUUGUUCACAUUCAAGAGCCCGCUACACAGGCAAGCAGAACUUCGAAGGGCUGCGUACUGAUCAACGCCGAGCUCGGCUAACUGACAUGCAAGAGCUUCUGCGCAGAAGCAUUCACCACACAAACUGCAGGCCUGCAAGACAUCGAAGGGUUGCGUACUGGUCAACGCCGAGCUCAGUUGACCGUCACGCAAGAGCUUCUACGCAGGAGCAUUCGCCACACAAACUGCAGCCAAGCCGCCUGCUCUCAACAGGCAUAAGCCCAUCCAGGUGGAAAUUGUAGAAAUUCAGCAAUAACCUGAAACGCUCAAAAAAUCUUUCCCAGCCCUGGACGUCUCCCUCAGUAUGCGAGCACAACUGCAACAAACAGCGUCGCUCCUACACUCGUGCACUGUGUGACGCCGAGCUAAACAGAGCACCGGAGAAGCUUCUACAAAGAAGUAUUCGCCAAAUAAACUGCAGAGGCUGCAUUACAAGGGGAAGCUGCGAACCGAAAGUUUUGUAUGCUUCCACUUUGGCGCAACCGAAGUGCUGUUCCCUGGGAUGUGAGCUGGCAACCUCGUACGCAGAAGCAAAAAGGCCCAGCCGCUCAGCCAUUGCACAGAGAUGACGACGACGAAGCAGGAAUUCAGGGCGGUGCAGCUCAUGCCGAUCUGAGCGAGGAAGGUGCGCGUGACAGUAUUCCAAAGACCAGAACGAGAUCCUGGCGGCCGGUGUGACCGUGGGAGCUGCUACCGCUGGCCCACCCCGCACACCGAGCCGGCUCCACCAUCCAGUCACCGCCCUCUGCCUGCUACUGGCGAUUAUUCUGUGGUGGCUGCUCAACAACAACAACGCGCAGUCAGUGUGCUGGACAACGUUGAGCCCAGCGAACACUACAGGAACGCUCGUAUGCGGGCGUAUUCGCCACACGAACUACAGAGCUGAACAUCUUAUCCACAGGAGCCUUCGCUACAUAAACUGGAGAUCCAGACAAGCGCUUGUCGAGGUCAGACGUGCCUAAACACCGCUCCACGGCACGUACUUCGGCCCCAACCGCCGCCCCCAGCCGGGGGCCCCCGAGGCACCGUGAGCGGCACGGCUGGCCUCGAAACCCCGGCGACUCCGACUCCCCAGCUCCGCCUGCCGCGCCCAACGCCGCAUGGAAGAUGCCUUACACCGUAGAAGGCUCCGAUAUCACCGCCGGGGAGUUAUCCGACGGCACAUGGACGGCGUUCGAGAUGCAACGCCGCUACCGACGCCCAUUUCCUCCUGAACAACAACCUGCCGGAGCCCAGACGCCGGCCACGACGCUGUCUGCCCCGAAUGCGCGGCAACGCGGACGCCCUCCACCGCCGACCAAAAAGCGCCCGCUUCCCCGCCUGCCCUCGGACGACCUCAAGAUAGUCCUUCGCCCGCAGGGCACACUCAACCUCCACACCGUCGGCCCCGCCCGGCUGGCUGUUGCCAUUUACGCAGCAGCCAACGUCGACCAACGCCUGGCAGUUACUGCCGACCAGGUUAGAAUGCACCCCACUAACAACACAGUGACAGUGAGCACGCCUGACAGUGCUCGUGCAGUGUCAUACGCCAAGGUCCGCGCCAUCACCAUCGACACCACAGAAGUCCCUGUUGCCGCCUACGCCCCAGCCCCAGACAACUCCGUGCGAGGGAUUCUGUACCGGGCUUACAGCUAUGAAAGCGACGCCGAAAUCUUCGCCGAGCUUCGGGCUCGCAAUCCCGACAUCCCUAUCGUUGCUGCGCGGCGUAUGGGCCAGACACGACACUUUGUCGUCACGUUUGCCAACACCAAGCUGCCCCGAUACAUGCGGUAUUUGGGGUUCACUUUCGAGGUCUUCCCUUACAAGGGGCGCCCGGAGGCUUGUUUCAACUGUCGCAAGCUAGGUCACAGAACAGAUGUGUGCCCACAACCGCGCCAACCCAUUUGCCGCUGCUGCGGUGUGGCCCACGAACCUCAACCAGUCGGCCAACCACCCACUUGUCAAGCCACGUGCAUCGUAUGCAAAGGCCCACAUCCCACCGGCAGUAGAAGCUGUAAAUACCGUUUCGUGCCAACCAGCCGAGCUAAAUCUUCCAAAUCCUCCACGGACACUGAAACUGACCCCGGCACCUUGUCACGUGGCCAUCAGUCUCGCUCUCGGAGCCGCGACCGCCAACAACGACCCCCAGGAAAUGACGCUUUCCCACCACUGCGAAGCAGCGGCUCCAUUCACAACAGCCCUAGCCGCUCCCCAUCGCGCUCUCGGGACUCCCGGGCAACCUCCCAGGUCGGGCCGGAUACCAAGUCCACCAAACAGGUCGCGUGGAAGAGCCCUCCACCAGCCACAAGCCAACUGCCCGACCCCCAGGUAAGGGAACUGGCAGAAAUGGUUAAGCAACUACAGCUACAGUUAGCACAGGCAAAUGCUAAAAUUCAUAGCCUUGAGUCUGCACAGGCGCACCCACAACCGCGGCCGCAGCAGGUGGCUCGCGCUCCCACCUCCGACUCCACCAAUGACCCCAACAUGGACACCGACCAGCCCAAGUGCAAUAAGCGCAAGGCACCUCCCCCCUCCUCUACCUCUGACCUUGACGCAAAAUUCGAAACUUUUGACGCCCGCUUAUCUAAAAUAGAGGACGUCCUAAAACGGCUGACCCCCACUAUCGACCAGCUCAUUGAAGGCUGCAGUAAAAUGGCAACCAAUAUUCAAACCCUAACCGCACGCCUCGACCACCUCGCGGGCCCUCCGCAAACUGACGCCCUCACGACAUCAAAGCCCACUCAGUCGCCUGGUGCGCUUCCCUCUACCGAGAGUGCAGCCGCGCGUGCGUCUGCUGGCGGUAUUAUCAAAACCGACGUAGCGUUUCCGCAGCGUCCCGAACCCUACAGGAAACGCGAUGGCUAGCGCGCCCAUCACAGUAUGGCAGUGGAACUGCAGGGGCUUCAAGGCAAAGCGGAGAGCCUUGGAGUAUACCCUGCAGGCCCAGCCAUUUACACCCCACAUUAUAGCCCUCCAGGAAACAUACACCGACACAAAACUAGCCAGCUAUACUGCUUACAACCAAUCGGUGGCGCCGGAUCUCCGCCCGAGCACCGCCAUCCUUGUACACCGCAACCUCACCGCCAAUCAACUCGAUCUUGACUACCCCGAAGUCCCACACACUUUCGUGCAGGUCCUUCCAAACAGCCGAACCGAAUCCCCACUCAACAUCUUAAACGUGUACAGCCCCCCAAGUGACAAGAGCACUAAUGUAGCCACUCUCCUCCGCAAGGCGUGUGCGAUCGCGCGGAACGAGAUGCUACUUAUAGUGGGUGACUUUAACGCACCACACGCCGAGUGGGGCUACCCCAGCAGAGCCUGCGGUCGUAAAGGAGCCAAGGUUUGGGACACUGCCCAGACACUGGCUCUGACGCUCCUCCUCGACCCCGAACGGCCCACCCGUAUCGGUAACAGCACCACGAAAGACAGCUGCCCCGACCUCACUUUCGCCCGCAACAUCCCAGAUGCGCGCUGGGACAAUCUCGGUAUGAACAUAGGUAGCGAUCACUAUGUUCUCAGCACUACGUUCACAGCCACACACAGCAAGGGCCCUCGCCGCACAUUCAAACACACCAACUGGGAUGCUUUCCGGUACGUACGAACUCAGCGUCCGCAAAGCCCCAUAGACGACCUCAACACAUGGACAGAUACUCUGCUCCGCGACGCAGCCAACGCCACCUCCACAGUCACGCAGGAGGAGGAUGGCCCCACCCCAGAUGCUAAACUCAUGCAUAUGUGGGAGGCCCAGCGCAGCCUCCACGUUCGCUGGCUCCGACGCAAACACAACCGCCCUCUCAAGCUUCGCCUCGCUCGCCUAGAACGAG